CUGAGGCAGAGAAUCCCACAGACUCACCACUCUCUAUGAGAAAAAGUGUUUCCUCGUCUCCGUUCUAAAUGGCUUACUCCUUAUUCUUAAACUGUGUGGCCCCUGGUUCUGGACUCCCCCAACAUCGGGAACAUGUUUCCUGCCUCUAGCGUGUCCAAACCCUUAAUAAUCUUAUAUGUUUCAAUGAGGUGCCCUCUCAUCCUUCUAAACUCCAGAGUGUACAAGCCCAGCUGCUCCAUUCUCUUGGGUGGAGACCAAAACUGAACUGAGUGCUUGCUCCGAAUCAGUCGACGAAGAGUUAAUCAGCUGGAGCUGCCAAGCCCUGUCUAGCUGCUAAUUGGCCCUUGGUAGAUGAACGUGUUCGGAAUGACAGGUAGCAGAGUGUAUGUGUGUGUGAAAGAGCAAGUUGGCUCCGAGCUUCAGUGUGUGUGUGUGUGUGUAUACGCUGCUUAUGUGCGAGAGAGGAAGGAUUCUGUUUCAGCGAAGCCCGAACCAUUUGACAUACUCUGGCUUCUGAAAGGUCCGUCCUCGUAAACACCGGUCCCGGGAGCACGGCGACUUGCGGCCAUAAUGAAAGAAGUACCACCUUCCACGACCCAGUGACGGGGGUGGUUCCCAUUGAGAACUGCAUCUUCAAACUGGAAGACAAACCCUUGUCGAAGAUGUCGACUCGGACGGAGGUCCGUGGCGAGGGGGGCGGAGAGGGACAUCGGCCAGUCAGCAUCGCCAGUGAGGUCUCCAAUCACACUCUGGUCUCGGAGAACCAGGAGCAGCCACGAAGGACUUCUCGGCUGUCGAAGAAGAGCGCCUCCUUUGGCAAGAGGUCGAACUCCAUGAAGAGGAACCCAAAGGCGAACGUUCUGAAGCGUGGUUGGUUGUUCAAGCAGGCAAGCUCGGGCGUGAAGUCGUGGAACAAACGGUGGUUUGUGUUAGCGGACCGCUGCCUCUUCUACUACCGAGAUGAGAAAGAGGAGGCGGUCCUGGCGAGUAUCCCGCUGUUUAGCUUCCGAAUCAGCCCAGUUCAGCCCGCAGAUAACAUCGCCCGCAAGCUGGCAUUCAAGCUGACUAUAACCAGGCAGGUGGAGGGUGUUCACAGUAAUGACCAUUGCGUUCGUUACCAGGCCGAGCACACAGGUAUCAGGACCUACUACCUGAGCGCGGAGAACAAGGGCGAGAUGGAGGGCUGGAUCAACGCCAUGAACGAGGCAGCGAGCAUCCAGACCGUGCCCCUGACCAGGACGGGGGUGAGUUUUCAGCACCAGCCCCGCGCGGAGUCGAACCACACCAGUUCGAACCACAAACGACUGAUUAAACCCGACAUGGAGAAGAAGGGGGGCGAGGCGGACGGGUUUGAGAGGUACCACAGGCAGAGUGAGGGCAAGGACUCGGGCAAGGAUACGGCAGCGAGGGUUAAUGGUCUAGCCGCUCCUCAAGGCCCCUUUGAUGGCAGCAGCCCCGGCGCGGAGCGGAGAACCCACCCGGGCUACGAGAGGCCACAGCAGCAGCAGCAGCAGCAGCAGCAGCCCAAUGGCCACGGCUGGCAACAGGCCUCGCCCGGCAACGCUGUUCACCGCCGCGGCUUCGUGCCGCGCACCAACACCGAGAAACUGGCACAGCGCCUAUCCUCGCUCACUCAGCUGCAGCAGUGGGUCAACAUACGCAGGUCUGCCCUGCCCACGGAUGACCCACGGAGUUCCCAGGUGUACCACACACCAACCAGAGAGGUGCCAGAGUACUACAACCUGCUUUCACCGUAUUACCAAGAGGAGUACCCACAAUUUGUGCCGGCUGGCGGGCGGCCGGACAGCAUCUGCUCCGUGCCUUCGUACAACCGGCUGACGGCGCGGUGGUCCAUCGACGAGCGGCAGCCCCCUUACCCGCUGAGGGACUGGCAGGGCCAGCAGCCGCCCUAUAGCGGGCAGGGCUCCCCGGUGUGGCACGGCGUGCCGUCCCCUUACCCGCAGGAGGUGGACAGCGUGGGCAGCACCAUGCGGCGGCUCUCCCUCCAGCCCCGCUCGCGGUCCGUGCCGCGCUCGCCGUCCCAGGCCCCGCUGGCGGUCAACCACGUCUACUCCCCGGCUCGGUCGCCCAGCGGCCCCUUCCAGCCGGCGCGGACCCAGCCCGACGAGAAUCUCGCCGACCCCGGCUACACGCUGCGCCGCUCCCGCAGCGCCAAGUACGAGUACACGGGAGAAAGAAGACCUGCGGCCACACACCCCUACCACUUCUCCAUCUCCCGAUCCGUACAAGACAGAAUGGAUGAAAUUCUAGACCUGCAAUUGCAGAGGAAGCUAGAGUUUUUGGAUCAACAGGUUCCAUAUCAGGACAGGUACCAGGACGGCCUGCACCAUUACAAGGUCGAUGAGCUGGAGAUUGAUAAGUUGCUGGGUCGAUUUUGCGAGCAGACCAAGAACCAGCGAGAACAGGAGAAAUGGGUCCUCCAACUCCGCAAGGAGAAGGAAUCUCUGGAAAGUGCCUUGGAAACCACCCACCGGGAGAUGGCGAUGUACCGCAACCAACCCGGCUACACCGAGCAACUGGUGCAGAAGAAGGAGUCGCUACAGAACCAGCUGGUCAACAUCCGCGGGGAGCUCUCGCAAGCCACCACGGCCUUUGCAAACACAAAAAUGGAGUGCGAUGCCCUCAAGAUGGAGUUGUCCAUCAUUCACAAUGACUUGUGGGAGCAACUGAACAAUCCCGCGGGAAUGCAGGCGGAGCUGGGGUACAAGAACAUCCAGAAGGAACUGUGGAGGAUCCAGGAUGUGAUGGAGGGCCUGAGGAAGACCUAUCCGGAACGGGUUACGGCCGACACUCUCAAACAGAAUGUGCCGAAUGCCCAGGUGGGCACUUCCAGUCCCAACAGCCCCGCCAGCCCCCUGAGUUCUAACAGCGUCACCAGCCCCUUGAGCCCCUUCUCGCCCGACUCCGAAUUGCAAAUGGCCGCCCAGCAACCAGUCAAUGAGGAGAUGCGGCCGCCUCGACCACCCCUGCCGCAGUCCUACCUCCAGCAAGGCCCGCUGCCCGCUGUCCCUCCUCUGCCCACUGACAGCAGCCUCUGGGCCCACUCUGUCGACGACUCCUGGGAUCAGGCGGACAGAGGGAUGACCACCGCCGCGGACACGAGGAGGAGUGACAGAGCCAGUGCAAAGCCGGGAUUUGACGUUUCCAGGAAGGAAAACCGGCCGGUGUUGCAAUCGGAAGGCAGCUCCGGACAGAGCAAGCCGGACACUGAGGUGGAGAAGCAGAACAAAGUAGGUGUGGUGCCACCGAGAACCAAGUCCCCGCCUGAGGAAUCGUCUCCCUCUCCGUCCAGCCAGGCAGUCCGGACCGGCGAUAAAACCAACGGCGAGCUGCUGGCACGGGAGUGGGCGAGGGUCAACCUGCCCUCCGGCGAGGCCAAGUCCAAGAUGAGCGUGGAGGAGCAGGCGGAGCGCAUGAAGCGCCACCAGAACGGCUCGCUACGGGGACACCACAAACGCCGCAGCCUCACCCUGACCUCCGGCCAGCUCCUCAACAUGGACGGCAGCAGUCCCAAGCCCAUCGGCCGCAGAGUGACGGUUCCGCGCCGCAAGACCACGGAGAUCGACAUCUCGCAGCUGGAGGCCGCGGUCAGGGGCGACUUCACGGGUAACUAUCACGAGACGCCCAGGGACGAGAUCGCACGGCUCCGGAGGAUGGACAUGGAGCCAGAGCACUAUUCACUGGACAUCACCAAGGAGUUGACCACACCAGACAAAGUCUUCAUUCCCGAACGUUACAUUGAGUUUGAGCCGGAGAUUCCACUGAGCCCUGAGGAGAUGAAGGAGAAGCAGAAGAAAGUGGAGAGGAUCAAAACGCUCAUCGCAAAAUCCAGUUUGCAGAACAUUCUGCCCUUGAUGGAGGGUCUGAGCGACACCAACAUGGACCCCGAGCUUCAGCUCCAUGAGCAGGAGAAGAGGAUUGAGAUCUCCUGUGCCCUCGCCACCGAGGCAUCGAGACGGAGCCGACUCAUUUCAGUUCCAGUAUUGGAUGCAUCCAGUCCAUCAACACCUCCAUCUUCACCCCUCCCAUCAACACCACCACCGGUCACUGUCGGAAGCCAUUUAAUGUGUGUCUGAAGAACUCAAGCUCUCGCUGCCAUCAAGUGUCACGGGUCAACGUACUGAAGGCAGGCCCUGUGGGUAACGACGCUACAGUCGGGCGGGAGUUGACGGGACGGCGAGUCUGAUGGUGGAGUGGCCGAGAGAGAGCCGGGAGUGACCUGGCCCGAGUGGCUCCUCUACAGCACCUCCAGAAAUGCAGUAUCCAUCGAAGAGACUCUUAUUUCAUUUCUUCGAGCGAUACGUUUUGCCUUUAACUUGACUGACUGAGUUCCCAUGAGGAAGGAAAGUCGGCACAGGACUUUGUUUUGUGUUUUACUAAAGAGGGCCGUUUGCGCAGCGGUAGGUAGUGCUGCUGCCUCUCAGCGCCAGAGACCCAGGUCCGAUCCUGUCUGUACGUUCUCCCCGUGACCUGCGUGGGAUUUCCCCAGGGGCUCCAUUUUCCUCCCCCUUUAAGGGCUAAUUGGCUUCAGUAAAUUGUCCCCAGUGUGUGUGCGUGUGUGUGGGUGUGGGUUUGGGUGUAGGAUAGAACUGGUGCUCGGGGUGAUCGCUUUGUCAGCAUGGACUCAGUGGGCUGAAGGGCCUGUGUCCGCACUGUAUCUCUAUAAAGUGUAAGGUCUAAAGAGUUGGGCCGGGCGUACUCGAUGCAGCGAGCUCGGCAGACCCAACAACCCCGACGUUGACCAAGCCAGGCGUUGGCAAGACAAGUCAGCGGACAUGGGGUGUAAUUUGGGCAGUCACGGUGGCGCAGCGGUAGAGUUGCUGCCUUACAGCGAAUGCAGCGGCGGAGACCCGGGUUCGAUCCUGACUCGUGCCCGCGCUGUAGCUCCAAACUAAACGUGGUUGCCGUGCGUUGGUGACAUCCUAUCUCCAGGGUCUGAUCCAAAGCUUGUGGUUCUCCGCGGCAAAGGCCAAGAUCCCAUCCCUGGCUCUGGAAGAGAUGGGAACAGAGACCACGUUUGGUUCACUCUGAUGAUGAUCAGUCUGCCACCAAGUGUCACGGGUCACCCAGCGGGCUUUACAGUGGCAACGUUUGCCAGCUCCAGUUUGACCUCUUCAAUUCAAACGGGUAGAGUUGCUGCCUCACAGCGCCAGGGACCCGGGUUCGAUCCUGGCGUGUCUGCACGGAGUUUGCACAAUCUCCCCGUGACCCGCGUGGCUUUUCCCCGGGCGCUCCGGUUUCCUCCCACACUCCAAACACGUGCAGGUUUGUCAGUUACUUGGCUUGGUACAAGUGUACAUUGUCCCUAGUGUGUGUAGGAUCGUGUUAGUGUGCGGGGAUCGCUGGUCGGGGCGGCCUCUGUGUUUCUGCGCUGUACCUCUAAGCUAAAGUAAAAGCACCUUACGUUUAACAGAGAAACAAUGUGUUUAAGAAGGAACUGCAUAUGCUGGAAAAUCGAAGGUACGCAAAGAAGCUGGAGAAACUCAGCGGGUGCAGCAGCAUCUAUGGAGCGAAGGAAAUAGGCAACGUUUCAGUCUGAAGAAGGGUUUCGGCCCAAAACGUUGCCUAUUUCCUUCGCUCCAUAGAUGCUGCUGCACCUGCUGAGUUUCUCCAGCUUUUUUAUGUACCUAACAGAGAAACAAGUCCUCCAACAUAAACAGAAGUCCCUUCCCAGACUCUCCUCUCCUUCACUCUCAGACCAGUUGGCGUCACGGCCAUUACACUCCGACCAGUAACGAGAACUGGGUCCAAAUAAUCGGGGGUGGGGAAAAUCUCCCUCGGCUCUGCUUCGAUGUCCAACAUUUUCGGCAAAACCAGCUUCUUGGGAGAGAGCCGAAUGCGGACUUGCUAAUGCUGUAACCAGCUAAUCCGUGUACCUAGCUAGCCAUGCGGCCAAGUGCAUCACUUCAUCAGUUGCUGCACAUCUGCGCUCCGCCCCGCAUUCCCAUUGCCAUCGCAACUUAGGACCACAGUUGCAUUGUCCCUCACUGCCGUCACAUGCAGAGCCCCGGCUAUUGGUGAGUAAAAGUCAUUGGAAACCCCUUGGGAGUGAGUCAUGCAUCACCGCUCGAUGCCGGCAGGAGACAGCGGCGUUUCUGCCCUGUACAUAUGUGUUUUAUUUUUGUUAUAUCUCUGUAUAAAGAUGCACAGUUUACGACAGAAUCUCAAGGGGCUGAGCUCCUCGGUCUCGUCGUGAUGUGCAUUCCCAGUCUUGGUGGGUUUUUGAAGUUCCACUGUGUGUAGAUAUGAGAUCCAUCGUGCUAUUGGGAGCCUUCUCUCGCCCGCCGCCCAUUGUCCUGUAACAUGGUCUUGAUCAGAACAUAUUUCUCGGUCUCUUAUAAGGCACUUAUCUGUUUAACUUCUGCCUGAGGGGCAGCAGUCUCACCAUCAGGGGGCUUGUACACGCUAGAAUUUAGAAGAUUGAGGGGGGAUCUUAUAGAAACUUACAAAAUGCUUAAAGGGUUGGACAGGCUAGAUGCAGGAAGAUUGUUCCCGCUGUUGGGGAAGUCCAGAACUAGGGAUAGUACCCGUGAGAGGGAAUGGACAGGCGAUGUUUCGGGUCGGGACCAUUGAGUCUUAACCCUCCCCACCCCCCCCCCCCACCACUCACCCCUCACCCCCUGCCCCCAUCCCUCACCCC
Molecule: messenger RNA, 6661 nt
Organism: Leucoraja erinaceus (little skate)
Lineage: Eukaryota; Metazoa; Chordata; Chondrichthyes; Rajiformes; Rajidae
Gene: plekha6
Product: pleckstrin homology domain containing, family A member 6
Exons: 26
Coding region: 663-4097 (1144 amino acids)
Molecular function (GO): protein binding
Source: RefSeq, a predicted model, not a curated record